Molecule: messenger RNA, 818 nt
Organism: Tribolium madens (black flour beetle)
Lineage: Eukaryota; Metazoa; Arthropoda; Insecta; Coleoptera; Tenebrionidae
Product: copper homeostasis protein cutC homolog
Exons: 1
Coding region: 1-726 (241 amino acids)
Molecular function (GO): copper ion binding
Source: RefSeq, a predicted model, not a curated record
AUGUUGUUGGAGGUGUGCGUCGAUAGUUACGAGUCGGCAGUGGCCGCUAUUGCCGGCGGAGCGUCGCGACUCGAGUUGUGCUCUUCGCUGAUAGAUGGCGGGUUGACGCCGACUCCGGGAUUGCUCGCCCAAAUCCGGGAGUACUCAAGGGAGAUUACAGUUUUCUGCAUGUUGCGUUGCCGGCCCGGGAAUUUCGUUUACAUGCCCGAAGAGGUGGAAAUAAUGAAACGGGAUGCGAAAAUCCUGCAGAAGUACGGCGCUGAUGGGUUUGUUUUCGGGGCUUUGAAUGGGAAUGGGGAAGUGGAGAUGAAGCAAUGCCGGGAGAUUAUCAUGGCGUGCUCGCCGCUUCCGGUGACUUUCCACCGGGCUUUUGAUGUGUGUAAAAAGCCGACGAUUGAGAUCGAGGUUAUUAUCGAUCUGGGGUUCAAACGGGUUUUGACCAGUGGGCAACAGAGUAAUGCGCAAUUGGGGGUUAAGUUGAUUAAGCUUUUGAUGGAGCAAGUGGGGGAUAGGAUUUGUAUAAUGCCGGGUGGGGGGAUCAAUAAGCAGAAUUUGGGGUUUAUUGUGGAGCACACGGGGGCGAAGGAGUACCACGGGUCGUUCAAGAAAGUCAAGGAGGGGGAGGAGAAGGAGAAAAGUGGGGCUGAUGUCGAGCAAGAGAGGGCGAUUUAUGUCACUGAUAGGGAUUAUGUGGCCGAAGUUGUGCAUAUUUUAAAUGUUGCUUGAAUUUUUUGUAUUUCUUUUAACUGUAUUAUUGUCUAAUAAAAAUUGUGAAAAAUGAUAUUUCUCUUCAGAAAAUAAAACAUUUUUGUCGACAA